CCAUUGAUUCAGGGUCUCAACAUCUUGAUUCCAUUCCUGGACAGGAUAAAAUUCGUUCAAAAUUUGCGAGAAAUCGCUAUUGAAAUUCCACAACAAGGUGCUAUCACUCUUGACAACGUUCAACUUCAGUUAGACGGUGUACUCUAUUUGAGGGUUUUCAACCCAUAUCGGGCUUCGUAUGGUGUAGACGAUCCAGAGUUUGCUGUCACUCAGUUGGCUCAGACAACUAUGAGGUCUGAGGUAGGAAAAAUCAGUUUGGAUACUGUAUUCAAAGAACGAGAGCAACUGAACGUGAACAUAGUUGAGGCGAUCAAUAAGGCGGCUGAACCGUGGGGAAUUAAGUGUAUGCGAUACGAAAUCAGAGACAUGCAUAUGCCUGAAAAGAUCCAGGAAGCUAUGCAAAUGCAGAGAUUCUACCCAUAUGUUAAGGUAGAAGCUGAACGUAAAAAGCGCGCAGCAAUUCUGGAAUCCGAAGGUCUUCGAGAAUCAGCUAUAAAUAAGGCAGAAGGAUUGAAAAAAGCAGCUAUUCUAGCAUCUGAGGCCAGGGAAGCAGAACAGAUUAACAUUGCUCGUGGUGAAGCUGAGGCUCUUCGAAUAAAUGCUGAAGCAAAAGCUCAGGCUAUUGAAAGGAUAGCUACAGCUCUCAAUCAGAAGGGUGGUGAAGGAGCUGCCAGCCUAUCGGUGGCGCAACAGUAUGUUGAAGCAUUCCAACACCUCGCGAAGGAGACGAACACCGUCAUUUUACCAGCAAGUUUGAGCGAGCCAAGUUCGAUGGUAGCGCAAGCCCUCACUUUAUAUGAAAGUAUAGGGAAGAGACAGUCCAAGCAAACUAGUACGAAUAAAUCCGAAUGA
This is a messenger RNA of Ostertagia ostertagi, 852 nucleotides long. The record is from the annotation of a GenBank genome assembly. NCBI's taxonomy places the organism in Eukaryota, Metazoa, Nematoda, Chromadorea, Rhabditida, Trichostrongylidae.